Molecule: messenger RNA, 1248 nt
Organism: Sipha flava (yellow sugarcane aphid)
Lineage: Eukaryota; Metazoa; Arthropoda; Insecta; Hemiptera; Aphididae
Exons: 5
Coding region: 1-1248 (415 amino acids)
Source: RefSeq, a predicted model, not a curated record
AUGUCUGAACUAGGUUUAUCUGGUUAUAGUACUUAUCGUUGCGAUCAUAAUCAGAUUACUAGCAACCGUUCUAGAGAUGAAUUUAAUACUAGUAAUGACAUUAUUAAUGCUUUUGCUAAUUACUUCUCUAGUGUCUAUGAAAACUAUGAUUAUGUUAAUGACGUUAAUAUUAAUUUAAAGCAUCAAAUUCCAUCCCCAGUUCUUUCUUCUUCGCUCCACUCAUGUUCAAUUGAUUUAAUUGAGAUUAUCUCCUUUAUUGAAAAUCGUCAGCAAAUCGUAGUUUACAAAGAAUUCUUGUCUAUUCCAAUACGUGUUACAUCGGGAGUUCCUCAAGGGUCCCAUUUAGCGCCAAUACUAUUCCUUAUUUUUAUUAAUGACAUUCUAUUUCAAAAUUGCUCUAAAUUAAUGUUUGCCGAUGAUAUAAAGAUUUUCCGUACAGUUAAUAAUCAAAGUGAAGCUGAUUUACUUCAGCUUGAUUUAAAUUAUCUCUAUGAGUGGUGUACUUACAAUAAUUUUACUCUUAAUAUUAAUAAAUGCCAAUUAAUGACAUUUUCCAGAGCUCGAGUAGUUUCUUUUUUUGAUUAUAAUCUCAAUGGUGAACCAUUACUUCGGACUUUUGGGCCAAUUAAAGACCUUGGUAUUUAUUUUGAUCUCAAACUCAAAUCUGACUGUCAUAUUACGAACAUAGUUAACAGGUCAAAUAAAAUCCUUGGUUUUAUCUAUCGUAAUUGUGCUGAUUUGGAUGAUUCACUUGCUUUGAAGUCAGUAUAUUGCAGCUUGGUUCGUUCUAUUUGUGAGUAUGGCUCAAUAAUAUGGUCUCCAUACCAAUCGGGUCAUAAACAUAAAAUUGAAGAAAUUCAACACAAGUUCUUACGUUUCCUCUCGGAUAAAUGUUCCAUAAUUAGAGAACCCCAUUCUUCUUACACUCCACUAUUAACGUUUCUUAACAUCGAAACACUUGAACAACGUCGUUUGCGAUUAGAAUUGCAGUUGCAAAUUACAUGUUUGACUAUGAGAGUUACUCCACAGGUGGGGCAUAGGGCAGGAUCCGUUCUGUUCAUGAGGUGUCCGUGGAUCAACCAUGUGUGGCCAAUUCUUAAUCUGUUGAGGAUUACUUCCUGCCUACGAGGUAAAGAUGUAACUGGCCAUGGAUAUAUUGAGGGUGUUAUCUCAUUAAGUUUGGGUAUGGAUAUUAAUUUGAUGUGCAUCAGGAGAGGUGAUGGCUUGUUUGGCGUAUGUGUCUGCUAA